Molecule: messenger RNA, 2375 nt
Organism: Camelus dromedarius (Arabian camel)
Lineage: Eukaryota; Metazoa; Chordata; Mammalia; Artiodactyla; Camelidae
Gene: CCDC122
Product: coiled-coil domain containing 122
Exons: 6
Coding region: 352-1179 (275 amino acids)
Source: RefSeq, a predicted model, not a curated record
CAUAGGUUCAUAGACAAAACAUUCUAAAAUCUCAGCUUUCUUUUGUGUAAACAAAUGUCCUCUCCAGAGAGAGAAACCCUGUUUCUAUAUCAAACACACACAAGUGGGAACAGCUCCUAAAACUCUAAGGAUAUUUGGCCACUGUAAAUAAGAUAUUCUCUGAGUACCUAGGCCUGCAGUGGAUUGAUUUUUUUUUUAUCAUUAUUUUCCAGAUACCACCAGAGAUGUAACAAAAGUGUUUGCUAACAGCUUCUGUAGUGAAAGCUACCUGAAGAACACGCCCAGCUCAGCCCCAACACUCCCUCAUCACGAAGUAAAGAAGGUGAACUAAAAAGAGGAAAAGACACAAGCAUGUCAGGCAACAAAGAAAGGAAGAGUCAAGGCAUUCCUGAAGAAGCUCUGGCUAAACGAGACACGUCUUCAUUAACCGAUGCUAUAGAGCAAGUUGCAAAGCAACAACGAUCACAAACGUCAGAAACAGAAAAAAACAAAAAAGUUCUGUUCCAUUUGCAGAAUGAACUACAUGAGCUUGAAACACAAAUAGAAUCUGUCUGUGCGGAAACUAAAGAAACCGAAAGGCGAAUUUAUCAGCAAGACGCUGCCAUACAGAAUACCAAGCUUCAGUGUGGAAAUCUGGAAAACCAAAUCAAAUCCUUGCAUUCAGAAAAUGUGAGGCUUAAAUUUGACAUAGAAGCAGCCCAAGAGGAUUUUGAGGAACACAUGAUAAGAUACAAUGAAUACUAUGGAAAAAUGAAAACGCAUAAAGACAGUUUGAGGGAGGUAGAAAGCAAAUGGUCAUUCAUGACUGAACUCGAUGAGAAACGAGAGCUCGUUAAAAAACUAAAGAUAAUGAAAGAGGAACUUAGGCAGGAUCUCCAAAAUCCAAAAGGAAACGUUAUGAAACAACUACAGGAAGACAUUGCAAAGCUAAAGGAUAAAAUUAUAACUGUAAAAGAAUCCAUCAUUGAAAAAACUUGUUUUCUUGAGGAAGAAAAAAAGACACAUGAAAAAUUAAGAAAAGAAAUAGAGGUACAACAUAAGAGAUACGGUGCAAUUCUUAAGCGUUUGCACUGUCAAGUAAACAAGCUUCAGUCAAAUAGAAGACAAUGGCAAUGGAACAUUCAACAACUGGAAAAAACUGCAGCCGAACUGAGAAAAUGCAUUGGAAUGAAAGAUUAAUAUGUCCAUAUGGCGAUGAAAAGCACGGACUGUUACAAAAAUUGUGGGACAGAAAGGUGAGAAAAUCCUAUAAUUCUUAACAACCAGCAUCCACUAUCAGAAAUCUGUCUUACUGACAGAUACAUUUUCUCUCUCUCUUUUUUUUUUGAAUCAGUUAUCUGUUUGUUAAAGUGCCUUCCAACCCUAUAAUUGAUAGCUGUGGGUAGACGGUAGGAAUGCUCAUAAAAGGAUAGUGGAAGACUCUGUAUGAAUACUUUGAAUGGAUAAGAUAUACUGUACUCAUGAAUGCCUGUUGAUAAACCUGUUGCCUUCACUAUCAUAUGAAGCAACAAUUUAGAAGGAAAGAAAUGCUGAAAUUUACAAUGAUUUACAUUCUUAAGAUAUUUUAAAUGGUUGUCUGUUUCAAACUUUUUGUGAGAACUGACUUUUUGAAACCACUGGCUUCGAAACAGGCCAUGAAUAUUGACAUUUAUAAUAAUGUUAUAUGUUCAAGACUUCACAUAUUUUACUCAGUUUUCUCUUUAUCCAGAAAGUAGCCAUCAUUUCUACUUUCUUGUUAGCAUAUUUUAGAAUGUUGCAGUGUAUACAAUUUUUGUUCACUUUUCUGUCUGUAAGUUCUUUGUUACUAUUCUGUAAGUAAAUUGAAGUUAUAGCAUCAUAUAAGGCAAACUUAUCAGCUCUUAAAAGAAGAAUGUUAACCAGUAUAGACUACCAUGUAUUUUUUCUCAUUGAAAGUCGUAUACUGUGUCCACAGCAGCAAAUCAAAACUUAACUUGUCUCUUUUAGAAUAAAAGUGGUCCUUCUUGUGGCUCCAUUGAGUCAGAUUUUAAGAAGCAGAAACAAAAUAUUAAUUGUUGAAGAUAUGGUUUUUAAAUAUUUAUUUUUAGGACUUAAUGAGUUCAAAGCAACAACGUCAAAAAGGUAUCUCAAGUCCAUUUUCUCCUCACUUUUCUACGUGCACAAGAUUCAGUAGAGCAUAGCCGAUAUUAAAACCUGAUACUAAUAAUCUUGUUAUGCCCCGCACUAUCAGUCCUGUUGUGAAUUUGCAUAGCUUAUGAUGGCUAACACUUCAAAUGGUUUAAUACUGUAACACAUCAGCUUUGGUCCCUGAUUCAGAAAUGUAGUUAUGAAUAAAAACAGCUAAACCUGAAGAUUGUAGCGAACACUCACUAUGCUCAGCUGAAGACAAGGCUGAA